This is a messenger RNA of Lotus japonicus, 3122 nucleotides long. RefSeq names its product probable inactive histone-lysine N-methyltransferase SUVR2. The coding region runs from base 336 to 2639 and encodes 767 amino acids. The record is from RefSeq and is a predicted model, not a curated record. The transcript has 10 exons. Lineage: Eukaryota; Viridiplantae; Streptophyta; Magnoliopsida; Fabales; Fabaceae. Gene Ontology annotation, molecular function: protein binding; zinc ion binding; histone methyltransferase activity. Gene Ontology annotation, cellular component: nucleus.
GAAAGUGAAGGUAAAGUGGUGAGUGAGCAGUACACAGCAUUGAGAAAUGGUCAGCAUUUCCAUUUGGUGCCCUAUUUUCACCCAGCUCGUCUUUCUCCCUCUCCCUCCCUCCUCACCACAAUGAUCACCAUUCACAAACCCACCUCACUCUAGAUCUUCUCCUCUUUCGCUUCAUUCUCAUUUCACAUUCACAUUCACAGUGUUGCUCUCACUCCGCAAAAAUCGUCAUCGUUUUCAACCCCCUACAUUGCUUUCUCUUCUCCCGAGAAAUCCUUGGAAUUGAAGCAUUUUACAUCUGAGAGCCUGAAGUUAAAGAAGCUGUUGGCUGAUUUUAAAUGGCGCCUCCCAAUCCAAAAGUUGUAGCGGCCUACCGUGCAAUGGCACCUCUUGGGAUCACUGAAUCACAAGUGAAACCAGCAUUAAAGAAACUCCUCAAACUGUAUGAUAAAAAAUGGGAACUUAUUGAGGAAGAUAACUAUAGAGCUCUACUCGAUGCUAUAUUUGAUGAUGACGGACCUAAGGAGCCAGAACAGGUGCCAGAACAGAAAAAGAGAAGCAAGAAAGUUAAUGAAGAAGAGAUGGAGUAUGAAGAAGCGCAGAUGCAUGUUGAAUCAGCCCGACCUUUGAAAAAGCUACGUUUAAGAGGCCAAGAGAGUCAGCCUUUGCAUCCUCUGUCAAACAGUUCUCCUAGCUCAGCUGGCCCUUCAGUAAGGAACGAUGCACGACCGGUUUCAUCACAAGAUGGUAUUGUUGACAAGGGAAAGCAAUCUGUAUCUCCCCAAGUUUCUCUCAGAGGGAGAAGACAUAUAUCUGAAAGGGCAUCACAAACAGUUGACCAAGGAAAGUUUCUGUUGUCGGACAACCAAAUGCCUCAUACUCAUGCAAUGAUCAUACCCAAGGAUGAACCUAUUGAUGAAUUGCCUGAUUAUGAGCUUCCCAUUUCUGUGAUUCCUCCUCAACCUGAUCCAUCAAGUUUAAGGGGCUCAUCAGUGAAGAAUGGUGUAACUGGAAUGAAAGAUGGCCAUGUUAACGCGGCAUCAUCACACCGCAGUGAUGGAGAUAUUCUUCAUUCGUCGAAUGAAGAAGCAACAUCUAAUGUAGAGAUAGCAUCUUCAACUCUGGGAGAAGUGAAACUUUCUCUGAGCUGCAGCUCAGCUCUCUGGGGACCAGAUUUUCAUAUGCCUAGUCGAGAUCAUCUUCUAGAAAUGCUGGAGGAUAAGUGUCUGCGAUCAUAUAAAAUCACUGACCCAAAGUUUUCUGUUCAGAACCUGUUGAAAGAUAUAUGUGACUGCAUGCUGGAACUCAGAUCUAAUUCAAAUGAUGACUCACAAGAAUGUUCUUUAACAAGGGUUGAUACAUUAAAGGAAUCUGAGGCACAUGGCACUAGUGUUGGGGAAAAUAAAAAUCUGGACGUGUUUACUCAUUCAUCAAAUGGAUCAAUCAAUAUUAAGUCAUCUGCAAAUAUUGUUUCACCCCGAAGUCCCUUUUCUUUAGCUGACCUGAAUGGUCUGGAUGAUACCAUAGCAGUUACGAAUAUUUUUUCACAAAAUGAUGUCAGAAAGGAGUUGGAGGAUCCAAAUUCACGUAGUUUAGUGGUUGUUCCUCAGCAUCAGCUUACAGAAGAUAAUAUUAGGUCAUUUCAUGAUGUUAAUGAUCUUACCAAAGGAGAAGAAAAUGUUCAAAUUUCAUGGGUGAAUGAAGCUACUAAUGAUUUCCUACCGUGUUUUAACUACAUGCCCCAAAACCUUGUUUUCAAAGAUGCUUGUGUUAACAUUUCUCUAUCUUGUAUCGGGGGUGAGGAUUGUUGUUCAACAUGUCACGGCAAUUGUGUCUUGUCGUCUACACCCUGUGCCUGUGCGAAUAAAACUGGGGGUGAAUUUGCAUACACAGCUCAAGGCCUACUGAAGGAAGAGUUUUUGGAAGAGUGCAUUGCCAUCGGUCGCAACCCUCGUCAACAUGACUUCUAUUGCAAGGAUUGCCCACUUGAAAGAUACAAGACUGAGGGCUGUUUAGAACCAUGUAAAGGACACUUAAAGAGGAAGUUUAUUAAAGAAUGCUGGAGCAAAUGUGGCUGUGGUAAACUAUGUGGAAAUCGGGUUACCCAACGAGGAAUUACUAGCAAUUUGCAGGUAUUUUUCACUUCAGAAGGAAAAGGAUGGGGUCUUCGCACCUUAGAGGACCUGCCAAAAGGUGCAUUUGUGUGUGAGUUUGUUGGAGAGAUUUUAACCAUUAAAGAGUUGCAUGAGAGGAGCAUGAAAUGCACUGAAAACGGGAAACACACUUACCCCAUUUUGCUAGAUGCGGAUUGGGAUUCUGUAUUUGUAAAAGAUGAAAAAGCUCUAUGCUUGGAUGCAACAUCCUUUGGUAACACUGCUAGGUUUAUCAAUCACAGAUGCUAUGAUGCAAACUUGGUUGAGAUCCCAGUCGAAGUUGAGACCCCAGAUCAUCACUACUAUCAUUUAGCCUUUUUCACUUCCCGAAAAAUAGCUGCACAGGAAGAGCUCACUUGGGAUUAUGGCAUUGACUUCCAUGACCAUGAUCAACCUAUAAAGCUGUUCGAGUGCAGAUGUGGCAGUAAAUUCUGCAGGAAUAUGAAGCGGUCAAAUAGGUCCAUCAGAUCUGCUUCGAUUGCAAGCUGAUAGCCAUUCUCUGUGAAACCAAGUUUUUUGUCUCACCCAUGCUUACUGCAUUGGUGCCUUUGUCCUCUAUCUGGGAUCUUUGUUUAGUCUGUAGUUGAGGACUAUGUAUAGUACAGCUUUCUGAAAACUACUAGGCACUCUUGUGUGGCCAAGAAAGAAAAGACUUAACGUUUUGGUCCCUUCAGAUGCAUGUCUCGUCAGUUUGGACAUCCCUUAAAAAUAUAUCGAAAUCGUCAUUCAAUGUUAAAUGUUAAUUUGAUAUUGAAGGAUAAUUUUGAUAUAUUUAUCAUAUUUUGUUCAGAUUAAUGACAUUUUGUUAGGUGAGACAAAAGUAGAUGUUUACAUAGAAAGAUCAUUUUGUAGUAGUGAAGUUGAAUAUGUAUGUAUCUAACUGCGGCAUUUGUAGGGCUUUUAACCUUUGAAUAUCAACUUGCAGGUGUUUGGAAUUUUAUUUUGUGAAAAAUUAAAAAUAUUAAAAAUGUA